Molecule: messenger RNA, 3069 nt
Organism: Stylonychia lemnae
Lineage: Eukaryota; Ciliophora; Spirotrichea; Sporadotrichida; Oxytrichidae
Source: the annotation of a GenBank genome assembly
AUGCAAUACGUGAUAGCUUAGCAAGAGACUCCUGCUUAGAUCAGUGCUAAGUCUUAAUCAGGGGGUGGAUACAUUCAAAGUCAAUAUUCCCAGUCCUCAGGUGGAAUUAAUUAUGGGAAUUAGUAGCUGCUGGGUGGUUAGUCUUAUUCUGCAACGCUUAUGAGUGGCUUAAAGAAUUCCUCAGAUAAAUCAGUAUUCAUGAGACAUGGAGAGAUUAAGUCUAAUGUUUCCAUUGAUAUUAAAGCACUUAGAGAUAUGAAUAAUGUGCUGAAGAUGCUUUCAGAAUCAGAGCAUGAGGAUCUAUUAUAUGCAAUAAAUGAAGAUACACUAGGCUAGAUUUGUAAAUUCCACAAUAUAAGCAAAAAAGAUGCAUUAAACAGACUUCAGACUGAUAAAUCUCCUCUAAGAUAACAAAAUGCUGCCAAAAAGGGUGCAAACUAAAGCUUAAAAAUGUAGCCCAGCGAUCUCAUGCUAGAUAUUUAAUAAGAUCCAAUCAGUCCAAUGCAGUAGCAACUAAAUGGAAUGAAAGUAUUUUUUUAAUACUUCAUCGUCAUUGAACUCUCACUGAAUAGCAAGAUAUUAGAACCCAAAUUUUACACAGGAAUCUAAAAUUCAUAUGAGAUUAGUGAGAAAAUCAUAUUUCCGAUAAGAUAUUGCGACUUAGCGACAAUAUCUUUGAUUGGUAUUACUAUCUAUGAUAUGAAGAGAACAUUUAACGAGAGUUUGAUAGCAAGCUCUACUAUUGAUCUAUUUGAUGAAAAACUAAGACUGAGGUAAGGUACCUUUAACAUAGGUCUAUGGCCAAGUUAAAAAGCAGAUAUAAGUCUGUAAUCAAAGACUCCUGGACUUUAUGAAAAUCAGGCAUUAAGAGAAAUUAAUACCUUACUAAGCAAAAUAGACUAAAAUUCCAAGAUAUAGAAUAGUACUCUAAAUAAAGAUCCUCGCGAAUGGAUUGACAAAUAAAGCCGCGAAGCAAUUAAUGCCAAGCUGUUUGAACUAUAUAUUGAGAACAAUAAUGCCUAUCUUGAAAUCGCAUUCCCUGAGUUUGGCUAUACAGUUCUAUACUCAGAUAUCAUGAAUCAUGCUCUCAAAAAUCAAUAUAUCUUUCCAUCAACAUAGCUGCUGCAAUACAAUAAUACUGCAAGUACCCUGAAUCCAAGUGACAGUAUUUUUUAAAAGAUUAUUCAAAUUCAAAACCCUAAUAAUAAUCAGCAGCAAAGAGAGGACAACGUUUUCUCCGGCAUUGUUAAAUUUCAUGACCCACUCAUUAUGAUGAAUACUCCUGAUUUCCUGAAGAGAUCGAAUCCAAUUACCCAGAAAUAUUACAUUCUAACUAGAGAUAUUGAUGAAAGUGGAGCCAAAGACCUUACACCUAAUGCCGAGGAAACUGAAUAUAUUAAUGAAAUCAUAAACCUUCCUGACUUUUCAAAUCUUAGUGUAGAAUAGAAAGCCUUACUCUGGCAUUAUAGAUACUCGCUCACUAAAAAUAAGAAAGCUUUGGUAAAGUUCUUAUAAUGUGUGGAAUGGACUAAGGAAAAGGAAGAACAAGAAGGGAUGAGACUACUAAAGAACUGGCAAGAAAUAGAUAUUGAAUAGGCACUUCCGCUUCUUUCAUUCAUGUUCUGUGCAAAUAGAAUAUAUUAACCUCAAAUCUCAUUUCCAAAUCAGUAUUAGAGAUUUAACGAGAUCAGAACAGUGGCUGUGAGAUGUCUAGAGAAGCAAUAAUACGACUAAAUUAAUUCAAUUAUGUUGCAACUCGUCUAGGCUUAUAGAUAUGAGUACUUUGAUUCAUCUCCACUCAGGAAAUUUUUGCUGAGUAAAGUAAUACAGGAUGAGGAACUUGCCAAUUCAUUCUAAUGGCAUGUGAUGCUUGAAGCUGAAAACGAAGAAAACGGUGAUAUGCAGCCUAACUUUUAAGAACUGUAUAGAGAAUUCAGAGAAGAACUCGGCGCUGAGAACCCUUAAGUUUUAGAGUAGAUCUAGAAAUAGAUAAAUUUCAGAAAUCAACUGUACGAGUUAGCUACUGCCAUUAAAGAAAACAAAAAGGAGAAGCAUAAUUAAAGAAAUGAGAACUUGAAGAAGUAGGUCUCAAGGUCAGGAGCCCGUGAUAUGACUCAUUUCGACCCUCCAAGACAGAUGCCUAUUGAUCCCAAGAUAUUCGUAAGAGGCAUUGAGCCACAGAAGUGCUUUGUAUUCAAAUCUGCUAUGUGCCCUUUGAAACUGUCUUUCCAUUAUCAAAUCGGCGAGGAUGGUGCUAAAAAGAAGGAGCAAGCAGAUUAGCCUAAGUUAUACAGUGUAAUGUACAAGCAUGGUGAUGAUGUGAGACAAGAUCAGUUAGUUCUUUAAAUCCUAACUUUGAUGGAUAACCUUUUAAAAUAAGUCAAUCUCGACUUCAAAUUCACUGCCUAUAAGGUGCUUGCUUUCUCAACCAAGGACGGCAUGUUAGAAUUUGUUCCUGAUAGUAAGACAAUUUAGGAUAUAUUGAAGGAAAACAAGAACAGUAUUGAGGACUUUAUGAAGGAACUCGCUCAAAAAGACGAAAAGAAAUACGAUGAACUUUUAGACACAUAUAUAAGAUCUUGCGCUGGUUACUGCACUGUUACCUAUUUACUAGCAGUAGGAGAUAGACAUCUAGAGAAUCUCCUGAUAGACAAAUUAGGCCACUUAUUCCACGUUGACUUUGGGUUUAUCUUUGGCAAGAACCCCCCAGGUAAGAACAUUAUGGCUCCACCCAUUCGUAUAUGCAAAGAGAUGAUUGAAGGCAUGGGAGGCAACACUCAUCCAAAGUACGAGCUGUUUAAGAAGAAGUGUGUUGAGUCCUUCCUUUACCUCAGAAACUACCAAAGACUGAUCUUGAAUCUAUUUCACUUGAUGAUACAUGCUGGCAUCAAGGAUCUGAACUAUUUAGAGCAUGAAAGAGUCCUCAUCGCUAUGUAUGAAAAGUUCAUGCCAAACAAAAAUAACAUUGAAGCUGAGAAGGAAUUCGUGAACAUCAUCAAGGAAAGUGUCAAUGCCUUCUUCCCAAAAGUUAUGGAGAAGUUCCACGUCUGGGCACAAUAUAUGAAAUGA